CAGGGCGGGAGCGUCGAAGUCUGUUGGAGAGCUGGAGAGGGGUGUGCCCGCCGCACAGUGCCGGGGAACUGGGCGGAGCCCGACAGAAACCGGGCGGGGCCCACUCCCGAGGCUCCUGGAAGCCCGGCAUUUGUCAGGCAAUUCGCGGACUGGCCGCAGGCUGCGAGCAAGGCUACUGGCCAGAUCCUACCAGCUGUGCCUGCGGUCCUUGGGCCGUUCUGGGUGAUUGCCGACCUGCCCCUGCUGGUGGCCAGUGGCUAGGUGUGCACGGCACCUGCAGUCUCGACCCGGUGGCCAAGGGUGACGAGGGGUGGAACCCGACCAGACUCCGGAACAGGACGGGCGAGGGCCGCAGUACGGAAUAGGCCCAGAGCAAUGGCAGCCCCAGGAACUCCAGCCCCACCAACCCCAAUCGCACCAGGUGAUGGUUUGCUGGGAGGACGGGGGGGACUUCCUGACUCAAUGCCUGGGGCCAAGCAGCUCCCAGUGCUGAUCCGCAGGAAGCGAGAUGGAGGCCGCUUAAGUGAGGAGGACAUCAAGGGCUUCAUCAGUGCUGUGGUGGAGGGGAGUGCACAGGGGACACAGAUUGGGGCCAUGCUGAUGGCCAUCCGGCUGCAAGGCAUGGAUCUGGAGGAGACCUCUGCGUUGACCCAGGCAAUGGCCAGGUCUGGGGAACAGCUGCAGUGGCCAGAGGCCUGGCACCAGCAGCUUGUAGACAAACAUUCCACAGGGGGAGUGGGAGACAAGGUCAGCCUGAUCCUGGCACCUGCCCUGGCCGUGUGUGGCUGCAAGGUGCCAAUGAUCAGUGGACGUGGCCUGGGGCACACAGGGGGCACCCUGGACAAGCUGGAGUCUAUUCCUGGGUUCAAUGUCAUCCAGAGCCCACAACAGAUGCAAGUGCUGUUGGAGCAAGUGGGCUGCUGUAUUGUGGGUCAAAGCAAGGAGCUGGUUCCUGCAGAUGGAAUCCUGUAUGCUGUACGAGAUGUGACAGCCACUGUGGAUAGCCUGCCACUCAUCACAGCCUCCAUUCUCAGUAAAAAGGUGGUGGAAGGGCUCUCUGCCCUGGUGAUAGACGUUAAGUUUGGUGGCGCUGCAGUCUUCCCAGACCAGGAGAAAGCUCGGGAAUUGGCAAGAGCACUGGUUGGCGUGGGGGCGGAUCUGGGGCUUCGGGUGGCAGCAGCCCUGACAGCCAUGGAUAACCCUCUGGGUCGCAACGUGGGCCAUACCCUGGAAGUGGAGGAAGCGCUGCUCUGCCUGGAUGGCACGGGGCCACCGGACCUGCGGGACCUGGUCACUAGACUCGGGGGUGUCCUGUUAUGGCUCAGUGGACAUGCGGGUAGCUCGGCCCAGGGCACCGCCCGGAUCGCUACGGCACUGGACGACGGCUCCGCGCGGCGCCGCUUCGAGCAGAUGCUUGUAGCACAGGGCGUGGACUCGAACCUGGCCCGAUCACUGUGCUCCGGGACCCCGGCGCAGCGUCGUCAGUUGCUGCCCCAUGCCCGGGAGCAAGAGGAGUUACACGCGCCUGCGGACGGCACCGUGGAGAGCGUCCAAGCGCUGCCACUAGCGCUCGUGCUGCACGAGCUCGGGGCAGGACGCAGCCGUGCAGGGGAGCCAAUCCGCCUGGGCGUGGGCGCCGAGCUGUUGGUGGACGUGGGUCAAAGCCUGAGCCGAGGGACGCCCUGGCUCCGCGUGCAUCUGGACGGCCCUGCGCUGAGCGAUUCGCAGCGCCGAGCACUGCAGGCAGCGCUUGUGCUGUCAGAUCGCGCGCCCUUCACGGCCCCCUCGCCCUUUGCGGAGCUGAUCCUGCCGCCCACCGCCGCGCAGCCUUGAAGCCCGACGGCCUCCGA
This is a messenger RNA of Ictidomys tridecemlineatus (thirteen-lined ground squirrel), 1850 nucleotides long. It is a transcript of the gene Tymp, whose product is annotated as thymidine phosphorylase. Gene Ontology annotation, cellular component: cytosol. Gene Ontology annotation, biological process: pyrimidine nucleobase metabolic process; pyrimidine nucleoside metabolic process. The record is from RefSeq and is a predicted model, not a curated record. Gene Ontology annotation, molecular function: pyrimidine-nucleoside phosphorylase activity; 1,4-alpha-oligoglucan phosphorylase activity. NCBI's taxonomy places the organism in Eukaryota, Metazoa, Chordata, Mammalia, Rodentia, Sciuridae.